Messenger RNA from Chara braunii, 739 nucleotides. NCBI's taxonomy places the organism in Eukaryota, Viridiplantae, Streptophyta, Charophyceae, Charales, Characeae. The record is from the annotation of a GenBank genome assembly.
ACGAAGGGCCAGACAAUGCCGAAUUUGAAUGGCAAUUUCCUCAUGGAGUGCAAGCUGUGUGGUCAGGGGUUUCAGUGGAGCCAAACGAAAGCCGCACAGCACUUCACGAUCAAGAACAAUUGCGCCAAAGUCUCCGUGGAGCAAAUGGCGGAGAUCUGGAACAAGACGAAGUACGGGUUCGAUCCAAGCCAUCAACGGAAGAUCAUGGACUUUUUGAAGUCUCAUGGGUUACGAGACAACAGAUGUGGAUCGGGGAGGGAGUCGGCGGGGGAGGAGGAGUUCGAGGACAGUGAGGACAAGAGGAGGGCGGUCGAGGGUGGAGAAGAUGAUGGUGAGAGUGAUACAAAGGACAUGGAGGUGCGGCAAGAGAUGGAGCGCGCCAGGGGAAAGAUGAGGAGGGAGAAGGCCGUUGUUGAGGAUAGCACCCCUGACGAGGAUGACGGCGACGACGAUGACGAUCAGGGAGCAGAUCUUGGGGCCUCUCUGGAUGGGGGGUUGAUGGCCGAUGGCCGUCAUGGCCAAGAGGGGGCAGCCAAGGCGAUGAAGGCGGCUGCGGGAUCGAAGAAGAGAAAGGGGAAGGCGAAGAUGACUGCCACUGAGGCAAGAUCAACACCUUCUCAGCCGAAGAAGAGCAGAGUUCUUCGACAGACGUUCAUGCUGGAGACCUUCGAUCCGGUGUGGCAAUGAGAAUUCUGCGACUCCGUCUUGCAGUGGUGGUACAUGAGCGGCAUCCCAUUCG